UGGAGGGAGAUUUUUUUGAAAUUUUCAGGAACAAAAUGCUGCGAGCUGUUAUGGUUUUAGUGUGAAGAUCUUAUGCGUCUCCAUGCAUCACUAAAAAAGGGAUUUUAGUGUAUUUUAUAAUGGAAUUUCACUAUACCGUUCACGUUUUGUUGUUGUCUUCGAUGUUUUGUCUUUAUGCAGGGAAUUAUACCGCUGCGUUAUCUUUCAAUGGCAAAGACCCUUGUGACAGUGGCUGGCUAAAUUACCAGACCAUAUGCAUCAAAUAUUUCCCAGAGAGCAAUACUUGGAGUAAAGCUAGACAAACAUGCCGUGGCUAUGAUGCAGAUCUGCUGACCAUACACGAUGGAAUAAAACAGAAGUUUGUUUACAACAAUUUUGCUCAGGGAAAAACUCUCUGGAUCGGCCUACUGAGAAAUGAGGAUGACGUGUUCCGCUGGGUUGAUGGUACAGAGCUAAAAUUCGCAAACUGGGUCACUAACGCCCCUAACAAUGUGAAUGAGAAGUGUGGAGAAAUGACAAGUUAUGGCAGUUUUUACGGAAGAUGGAAUGACAAGUCGUGCAGCCAACCGCAACCAUUUAUUUGCCAGAAAGAAGCAAAGCACAACAACAUCUUCAGACGGUUUCCGGGAAAACAACUUCUUGGCUACGUGAUAAGCCGUUCCCGUGUAAGGAGUGACGUUGAAUGCGUGCUGCGCUGUCAAAGGCAUCCCGCAUGUACAUCGAUAAACUAUAUUCGCAGUAAUUCAGGGCUCGAAGAGCAAAGAACGAAAACCUGCGAAUUGAAUCAACAAGUAAAUGGAGUUCUGUCGGAAAUCCUUCAUAUACAGGAACAAUCUUGCUACUUUAUGGUUGUCUAAAAAGUUUUAUAAAGAUACAGAAACAUAGACGAUAAUGCUAACAACAACAACAACAACUGCUAUCGAAUUUCACGUCAUAAUCUUGAAAGCAAGAGAGAGUAUACAACAAUCAAAAUAAAUCUAGAAUGAAAACAACCUAAGGGAGAGAUACAAGUAGACUUACUGCUUAACCCAAAUCAUGAAGAGAAUCGAAGCUCAGCAUCCUCACAUAGCCUGCUCCAGACGAUCAAUAUUAGCAAAACGAAUUCACAAUGGUAAACAACGCGAUUGUGGUGUAGUGAAAAAACGAGGAAGGAUUGUGUCUGGUCGCGUAAUGAACGCGUUCUGCACGCGACCUGACUUAGGCCCUCCCUCGUUUUUCGCACUUGUAAUAUUAUUGCACACGGAUUUUGCACCGUUUUACUCGCUGAAUGCCCGGAAGAAGUUAUAUCUUACGAUGAAGUUUUUAUGUGACGAACGAACUGAUAUAUUUGUUAUAUGCGUGUACAUGCCGUGCGGACAGUCGAUAACUAAAAAAAUAAAUAAGUGUAAAUAUAGGCUCGGCUUAAGAGGCCAUCGCUGUCACGGUUUCCUCCUGGCUUACGUGGAUAGCUAUGAACUUAUUCAUGGUACAUAGAGUGAUAUGGGCUUUGUAUACUGCGAAAUAGUAUGACAUAAUCAAUAAAUAUAACGGUUUGAAAUUAGUUCCUAUCACCGUUGUGAGGAGGAAACUGGAUACCUUUUUUCUAAAUUUUCUACAAGUUUCAAAAGCGUUAUUAUGCUCGGGAUAGUCAUUCUGACCCAGCGCGAUUCUAAAAAUUUAGAAUACUUUUUCUUCUAGAACUCUAA
Messenger RNA from Stylophora pistillata, 1685 nucleotides. RefSeq names its product C-type lection lectoxin-Enh3. The record is from RefSeq and is a predicted model, not a curated record. NCBI's taxonomy places the organism in Eukaryota, Metazoa, Cnidaria, Anthozoa, Scleractinia, Pocilloporidae.